AUGUCAGAAUUCAAGUUCAGAGUACCGGGCUUCACGCGACCGAAUCCUCAGGCCGUGUCGGAGGACACUAGUGUGGGCUCUCCCACCAACCUCCAUGCUUUCUCGAGCUCUAUGAGAACAAAAUUUCGCAUCACUCAGUUUGUUCGCGAGAGCCGGCACGUGGAUGGCGCAAAAAGUGCAUCGGGGGAAGAAGGCCCAGCUAAACGGUCAUCCAUUUCUGCUGCUUCUACUGUUAUCACUCCCGCGCCACCGGCACUAGAAGACAACCAUGUCAAGCCUGAGGAUCAUGCCUCUAGAAAAGGCUCGGAUGCUGUCUCAGACAUCCUCCUGCUGCAGUCGGAACUUAGAGAAGGCACACCAACAGCUGCAACGCCGAUUGCUUCCAGGCCUGUCCAAUUAGCAGCUAUCAGAGAAACUACACCAGGAUUAACCAAGGCAAAGCAAGCCCGAAGGUCCCUGCCGAACCUCAAACUGGUCCCACCGACACAUUACAACCCGUCUGCCGGAUUACCUGAAGCGCGCACUCCGCCUCCGAUCGAUCCGUCCCGGUCUGUAGAAUGGAAUAAGGUCGUUCGCAGUAUCCAGGCGACUUCGCUGGAGGCAAUUGUCAAGAAACUGCUUGAUGCACUUUCCGAUCACCCGGAAUCCGGCCCUGGGACAAUUGUCUCCACCCUGGGCGACAUAUUCCUCGACGAUGCCACCAAACAAAUGUACCGCCAUAUUCAGUCUCUGGAUUCUCGAUUACUGUCAAGCCACCCGGUAUCGUCCAUUGCGCCGACCUCCGUACCAAAUGGAAUGACACCAAUUGCGCCUGAGCUAUCGACACCUAUUCCUCAAUCUGCGAUAUCAAGACUCUCCACCCCUGCAACCGCACAAAGACGAAGUCUAUCCGGUGCUAUACCUAGACCGAUGCCUGGUGGAGUACUUAUCGCGCCAAAGCUCUUCGAACCUCGCGAAUACAAGCCUAACAAUGCUCGAAAACUAAAGCGCAAGUCAGAGGCAGAUAAAGACGGUUCUAUCUCCAAGCUCCUUAGUAUGAAGCGAAAUGCCUCGCUUGGGGAGCUCUCGCAUAUCCAUGCGAGUCCAGAUAGUCUGAUGGGUGGCGAGCCACCCGUCAAAAGGAAGCGAGGGCGGCCAAAGGGCUCGACUAAGGCUGCUAUUCAGGAAAGAGAGUCCUUGAAGAUGCAAGCCACGGCAGCUGAACAAGUUAGUGAAACUUUAACGGAGACCGGUACCAUUGCAACGGACAGCGUAUCUCCGGUCUUGGAGGAGGAGAAGUUGCUGCCGACUGGCACGUCGAUCGAGCUGAGAGCAGCAUCCCCAUCGCCGCGCCCUGAUGAUACAACUACACCAUCAAUAUUGCCCGAAGCCACUCCCUGA
Orbilia oligospora ATCC 24927 is the source of this 1380-nucleotide messenger RNA. RefSeq lists its product as uncharacterized. The record is from RefSeq and is a predicted model, not a curated record. The transcript is spliced from 2 exons. Bases 1 to 1380 code for a protein of 459 amino acids. NCBI's taxonomy places the organism in Eukaryota, Fungi, Ascomycota, Orbiliomycetes, Orbiliales, Orbiliaceae.